Messenger RNA from Didymodactylos carnosus, 1080 nucleotides. The record is from the annotation of a GenBank genome assembly. NCBI's taxonomy places the organism in Eukaryota, Metazoa, Rotifera, Eurotatoria, Philodinida, Philodinidae.
AUGUUUGAUACACAAAUACAGAAAAUUGAACAAGAGUCAUAUACAUAUGAACAACAAUGUAUAUUAAUCUUUUUACCUAAAGUAUUUCAUUCUCUGGUGAAGAAAAUACGGGAAACGAGCAGUUUUGAAGAUAACAACAUAUUACAAUUAGCUGAUUCAUAUUUUCAAUGUGCCCUUCUUUAUGAUCAAUUCUCAUCGCAUAUCAAAAGUAUUCUCUCCUAUAUAUCCGCUUUUAGUAUAUAUGCCUCGAAAUCGCCCAGUGAAAUCGCUAAAUUAAUUGAUGAAAUGACCACUAUAAUAAAUUCCUUUACAGCAAACAAACUUACACCCAAGGAUAUUCUGGAACUCUAUCAACGACUUCUGUCAUCGGAAGAUGUAGUUGAAAUACGCUUGAAAAUACCUACUAUGUAUCGUGAAAAUGAAACCGACGAUGUGGUAGAGUUAGAUGGCGAUGAGGAUACGAGCAAUGAAUCACGAGAAAUCGCUAUACAAUGGUAUAGAGACUGUCUAAAGACUACCAACAAUAUAUGGGUAAAAGGUGUAUGUUAUUACAAUAUUUUAGUUCAGUAUCAGAAUUUUAUUUAUGAGGAUAGCGAUGGUAAAGAUAAUGUCGAUGAUAUGAUUAAUUGCUUACCACAAUUUAAUACUUCUGAUCGACGUUUAUUAAUUAAACGUCGAAAAUUGCAUUUUCUAAAAGAAUAUGAGCACAAUACCGGCAACUCUGCAACGAAUAGUCAUCUUCAACUACACAAAUUUACAAAACAUCCAUUCGAUAAAAAAUUGGAAAAAAACGACAUAUCGACUAUUGGACACUAUCUUAUGAAAUCUAAUGAUCUCAUCGGUGCUGAAGAAUACUGGAGUUCAAUUGCCCAACAACUUGAAUGUGAUUUCGCUGGUCCAAUUCUCCCACUUAUUCGCAAUCCUCAUUCAACAUUCGAUGAAAUUCUUGAUACUAUAAAACAGCCAAAAAAUGAUACCAACGCACUUUUUUAUCAAUUACUUGAGACCUAUGGAAAAACAGCGGAUUAUUAUAUACUCAAAGCUAAGGACGAUCAAACAACAGGAACAGAAUCCCAUUGA